This is a messenger RNA of Osmia lignaria (orchard mason bee), 1127 nucleotides long. NCBI's taxonomy places the organism in Eukaryota, Metazoa, Arthropoda, Insecta, Hymenoptera, Megachilidae. The record is from RefSeq and is a predicted model, not a curated record.
AUAAUGUCGGUAUGCAAAGAGUGUCACCUGCGCUCCGGGGUCCCUGACACCCCAAGACGAUACCAAGUCGGUAUGCAGACAGCGCUACCGAUGCAUUGGGGUCCCUGACACCCCAGAUACCAUAAUGUCGGCAAAUGCAAUUACAGCUGGGAGAAUUUGCUGUUGAUAAAUUAGAUUUAAUAGAGGAUACAAAAGGGAAUGCAGGUGAAAGAGGAAGACUUAUAGUAACAAACCUUAGAAUUAUAUGGCAUUCUCUGCUUCUGCCUAGAAUUAAUCUAAGUAUUGGCUAUAAUACUUUCAUAACAGUGAAUUCUAAAACUAUUCACACUUUACAUGGAAAAUAUAUGCAAGCUGUACAUAUCUUAGCUUCUUUCCGAAACUGCAGAUACGAAUUUAUAUUUAUAAAUCAAGAUUCAAAAAGUACAAGACACUUUACAUCUGUUAUUGGUAUAUACAGAGCGUACGUUUCGUCUAAAAUUUAUCGAGAAAUUAAGUUAAGAAGUGGAAUAAUCAAUGACAAACGAUUAAUCCUACUACCACAAGAAACAAUUCAUUUAACUCUGCAAGAUAUUUGGAAUUUAUCAUUAGAGCAGGGAAAUAUUGGAACCUUCAUUGUAACAAAUAUACGUUUAGUAUGGUUUGCUGACAUGAAUGAUCAAUUCAACAUAUCAAUUCCUUAUCUUGUAAUAGAAAAAAUCUCUAUAAAAAAUUCAAAAUUUGGCCCAACAUUAGUCAUUGUAAGUACAGAAUCUAGUGGAGGCUAUAUAUUAGGAUUUCGAGUUGACCCUAUUCAGAAGCUUUAUUCUCUUCAUAAAGAAAUUUUAACGUUGUUGAAAACAUUCGAAAAAUUUCCUAUUUUUGGUGUCGAUUAUACAGUUGAACAUCAGGCUUCGUUACAACAAGAUUUCAAUGUAGAACAACAAUCUGAAAUACAAGAUAGUCAAAUUGAAAUUUCAAGCGUGUUUGGAUACUACUUUUCAGAAGAAUCAAACCAGAGAAAACCCAGCUUUUCAACUUACUUAGGGCUUGCAACAGAAGAACCUAGAGAAACUAGUACAUUGCAAAGUUUAUGGGAACUAGUACCCCCAAAUUAAUUGACAUACGUCAAUAAUUUUUAAAUAUUAUAU